Messenger RNA from Symbiodinium pilosum, 1784 nucleotides. NCBI's taxonomy places the organism in Eukaryota, Dinophyceae, Suessiales, Symbiodiniaceae. The record is from the annotation of a GenBank genome assembly.
GGCAGUCCGUGAUUUCCGUCUAUUUGGGCCACGACUCGAGUAUCGCUGUCAGUCAAAACGGCCGCAUACAGUGCGUCCUCGAGUUGGAGCGACUCUUUAACGUUAGGUAUUUUCGUCCCAACAUCCGCUUGGAAACCCAAGAAUACCAGAACGAGUGGUACAGGGCAAUGCGAGCAGUUGAGAGAGACUGCGAAUGUGAAGAUGGUCAGAAGCCCGCGCACUUCACAGAUGGCAUCAUCGUGUUUGCAGGUGAUUUCGAAUGCUACCAGCUGUUUAUGCGCGGUAUGGUUGGCAUGAUUUUCAAUGUGGAGCGGUGGCACAUGGUCGACCACCAUGAAGCACACGCAAAUUUGGGCUAUUAUGCAUCCCCAUUUUUCUUAACUCCCAGGACAACUCUUGUUGUGUCGUAUGACACAGCUGGCAAUGAUGGAUCGUUCAACGUCUAUGUGGCAUCGCGUGGCAAGUUGCAACGAAUUGCGCAAUUAGGAUACUCUCUUGGCAAUGCGUAUGACUUGGCGGGUACGCUGCUGCCUGAAGUGACGGGCCAUCCAUUAGAGGAUUUCGUGAACUGCAGCGACCCCGACGUCCUGAAUAUGUCGUCUGGCAUGAAGCUGGUACGCAUCGGUGCCUACCACGAGACCGCGUCGCAGAAGCUGAGUUGGGCGGGGAAACUAAUGGGCUAUGCUGCCAUCGGUGCUGCAAGGGAUGACCUGCGGGAGUCUGUGCGGUUUAUGUUCGAGGAAUGCCGAGCUGCUGUCCCAGGUAACGCUGCUGUGCCCGCGAACCUCGUGCGGACUGCUUGCGAAUCUGUGGAAGGUCAGAGGGCUGUGGCUGCAACCUUGCAGUCCGAGUUCGAGCACUUCCUGCAAACGCGGCUGGAGGCAUUCCUCCGAUUUUUGGGGCCUGGCAAGGUGGACAGCGUUGUUCUCACUGGCGGAUGCGCACUCAACGUGCUGACGAACCAGUUCGUGUACGACUCACUCUCCUCGGGCAAGUCCGGAGGUGUGAAAGACCGUGAUCCUGACUUCUUUGUACCAAUGGCGCCGAAUGACAGUGGGCUGACUGUGGGUGGUAUCUGGGCUCUGUUCCCUCCGCACAGCCAGCAGCGCUUGCAGUAUCUGGGCUUUCCUCUCUGGGAUCGCCAAGUACUGGCGGAGCAGGGGCGCCUGCGAGGGGCCAGGCGCCUCUCCAAGCUGGGCGGUGUUGACUACCUGGCAGAACUUCUUGCCGGAGGCGCUGCUUGGCAGAGGCAUCCCAACCGCACGGCUGACAAGCCCAUUAUUGCAGUGGUUCGUGGACGACAGGAGUUCGGGCCGCGGGCCCUGGGCCACAGGUCUCUGCUGGCUGUACCUGACUCGGAGGAGAUGCGAGACCGCAUGAACCGUCUGAAAGCCCGGGCCUGGUAUCGUCCGGUCGCGCCGAUGGUGGCUGAAGAGGCCUUGAUUCAGGUGUUUGGGCGACCGGUGCAUUCGCCGUACAUGACCAUGGCGCCGCAAGUGUUACCCGAGAUCCAACAGCGCUUCCCGGCCCUCGCACACUUAGAUGGCACCGCCAGGCACCAGUCCGUUAGCAAUCAAGACGAGCCAUGGGUCCACGCUCUCCUGCUGGCGGUGGGCCGGCUAACUGGCUUAGCUGCAUUGAUCAACACCAGCUUCAACUCCAAAGGCAAGCCGAUAGUAAACCGCGUGGUAGACUGUCUUCAGAUGCUGGAUGAGUUGCCGGACUUGGACUUCGUCUUGAUUGAAGAUUUCUUAUUCCGGAAGAGGAGAGCCGGGGCCACCUGA